AUGACGACUAUUGAGGAACCAGAGCAUCCGCCUAAACAUCGCUUUCUGAGAGUAUCACGUUCGUUUUUCUCUAAGAAUUCUGUCUCAAAUGGAAAUGGAACAGCCGAUGAUGCCGUGAAUGAGAACUUGACGGAGGAAAGUGCUGAGAAAGGUCGGGGACGGCCGACUACGAAAUGGAGUCUAGGCGUGUUGAAUGUGCCUAGUACUCACGAGGUCCCUGGGUCUGUUAUGCUACUUUCGGAUGACCGAAACCAUCCACUAGGGCUUCGACAUACCCCCGCUGUCACUUCUUCCCAGUCAUUGCCAGCACAGGUCCAGAGUCGACGAUCAUCUCACCAGGAAACCCGACCAGAUGACAAGAAGAAAACUGAUGAUGGGAUGAUUCUUGACCCCCAACCAGAAGAUGUAGAUAACGAUCCUCUGAACUGGCCGCAAUGGCGACGAGAUGCCGCUUUGCUGUCUUUAGGUCUCUAUUGCAUGGUCGGAGGUGGCAUGACACCCAUUUUAGCGGCAGGCUUCUCUAAUGUUGCAGAAACAUACGACGUUUCUGUUCCGCAGGUUGCCUUGACCACAGGUCUCUACAUGAUGGGUCUUGGUGUAGGCUCAGUCAUCUUUUCUCCUACCGCCAUUUUAUACGGAAAACGUCCUGUCUAUCUGUUUUGCGCCAUCAUGUUCGUGGGAACUUCAGUCUGGUGUGCGGCGUCGCCAACGUACAUUUCAUUGCUGGUUGCUCGUAUCUUUCAGGGUAUUUCUAUUAGCUCUGUCGAAUGCCUACCUUCUGCCACGAUUGCGGAAAUCUUCUUUCUCCACGAACGUGCUUACAGGAUUGGUAUUUAUACGCUCUUGUUGCUUGGUGGGAAAAACUUAGUUCCUUUGGUCAGCGCAGCCAUCAUUCAAUCCAUGGGCUGGAGAUGGGUAUUUUGGAUUGUUGCCAUGGUAGUAGGCUUUUGUGGUGUCCUUCUAUUCUUCUUUGUGCCCGAGUCUUUCUGGGACCGAACUCCCCAUGGCAGACAUCAUAAACCGGCCAAGAGUAUGUCUAGACUUUCUGUCCUACUUCAAAGGAGGCUCUCUCCGUCGACUACCGCAAAUGCUUCUGACCAUCGCAAUCGACAUAACGGCAACAGCGAAGAAAAGCUGACUGAUGCUGAUACAACUUUACCUCAACGCCCACUCAUGGCCCAUAGAGCGACUGCCCGUAGCGUUGGAUUCGCUGAAAACGACCAAUACGCUACUGACUUGGGAAGACAAGCGGAUGGUUCGAGCCAGGAAAUUCGAGAAGCCGGGGCGAAGAAUUCUGCAACUAGAGAUAGAGCCAUAUCUGGUGGCUUUGAGCCGCAUAUAGAUGUGCUUGCUGGUCACGAUUCUGUUCCACGGCAAUUGCAUGCACAUCAUGACUUGCAGCAUCGUAUACAGCCUGCUGGUGACGUCCCAGCGACUCCUAUACUUCACAACAUGGACUCACCAUAUUACGUUGAAGCUCAGCUCCGAGAUGCCGAUUACGCACAUAAAGACCAGGACUCUGGGACCGGAACUGUUCCCACUUAUGACGGAGAAGUGCAUCAACCAGCAAUCGCGCCUGAACUUGAACCACAUUCGAAGCGAUACACUAAUGUGUUGAGGAGAGGUGAAAAACUGUCAUUCGUUCAACAGCUAAAACCUUAUAAUGGACGCCUCAGUAACGAUAGCUGGCUCCGAGUAGCUUUUCGACCCUUUAUUCUGUUUGCAUAUCCUGCAGUCCUCUGGUCCUCUGUAGUGUAUGCAUGCGCCGUGGGCUGGUUGAUCGUCUUGUCCGAGUCUGUAUCCGAGAUAUAUCGUAACGCAGAAACCUAUAAUUUUUCGGCGCUCUCCACUGGACUCAUAUACAUCUCACCCUUUAUCGGCGGAAUUUUAGGAACGGCUGUUGCUGGGAAAGUUAGUGAUAUGAUUGUCAAAAGAAUGACAAAGCGUAAUGGUGGACUUUACGAACCUGAAUUCCGCUUAGUUAUGGGAAUUCCGAUUACCAUUACUACUGUCAUCGGAUUGAUGGGUUACGGAUGGUCUGCACAUGAACAUGACGCGUGGAUCGUGCCGACAAUUUUCUUUGGAAUCAUAUCCUUUGGUUGCUCACUUGCCUCAACGACUUCCAUCACUUUUUGCGUGGACAGUUACCGUCAAUACGCUGGAGAGGCACUUGUAACGCUUAAUUUUAGCAAGAACAUCUUCCACGGCUUGGUGUUCAGUCUAUUUUUCAACCACUGGCUUGAGGCUGACGGGUCACGCACCGUUUUCAUAUGGCUAGGCGUCAUCCAAUUGAUAUUUAUGGCGUCCACAAUUCCUAUGUAUAUAUUCGGUAAGCGAGCGAGGAUGUGGACUGUUAGGAUGAACCUGAUGGAGAGGUUCUGA
This is a messenger RNA of Glarea lozoyensis ATCC 20868, 2382 nucleotides long. Its product is annotated as MFS general substrate transporter. The transcript has 3 exons. Bases 1 to 2382 code for a protein of 793 amino acids. NCBI's taxonomy places the organism in Eukaryota, Fungi, Ascomycota, Leotiomycetes, Helotiales, Helotiaceae. Gene Ontology annotation, molecular function: transmembrane transporter activity. Gene Ontology annotation, biological process: transmembrane transport. The record is from RefSeq and is a predicted model, not a curated record.